Molecule: messenger RNA, 436 nt
Organism: Eremomyces bilateralis CBS 781.70
Lineage: Eukaryota; Fungi; Ascomycota; Dothideomycetes; Eremomycetales; Eremomycetaceae
Exons: 2
Coding region: 114-338 (74 amino acids)
Source: RefSeq, a predicted model, not a curated record
CUAUGGUCUAUGGAUGAAUACGGAAUACGCCCGAAGCUGCGCCGCAAUCCAUAGAGGUCGAUUGAGAGGAACAACUAUACAAUUGAUUGCUAUUCAAUAUAUAUGUCCCACAGAUGCUAACAUCUUCAAUUUCGUUUUGCGGCGUGGUGCCUCUCUUCCUCUAUGGGGUUUGUACUGGAAGAACAAUUUUCAAUUUACGACCGAAUCCUGUUGGCACAACGUAUCCCACCGCGAAAUGCUCCUUGCUAUUGUUUAUGCGGGCAGUGGAGCUAGAACUCUACAAAUGUUGGAGGAAGAUACAUAACAUGCAAGGUAUGAGAUUCUCACGGCAGAAUUAGGGAGACCGCACCCUCAAUGUGACAAGGUGAAUAUAUUCCACUCGAUGGGGUGGAUUGUGGCUCCCAAUCGCUUUCUCUCCCCAGCAGUUGUUCUCAAU